Messenger RNA from Triplophysa dalaica, 6837 nucleotides. RefSeq names its product dedicator of cytokinesis 11 (gene dock11). Bases 79 to 6273 code for a protein of 2064 amino acids. The record is from RefSeq and is a predicted model, not a curated record. NCBI's taxonomy places the organism in Eukaryota, Metazoa, Chordata, Actinopteri, Cypriniformes, Nemacheilidae. Gene Ontology annotation, biological process: positive regulation of filopodium assembly; small GTPase-mediated signal transduction; positive regulation of GTPase activity. Gene Ontology annotation, molecular function: guanyl-nucleotide exchange factor activity. The transcript has 54 exons.
UUCGCGUGUUAGGAUGACGCGAUGUCGCUUUCCGCAAUGAGGACGUUUAUAAAAUUACUGUUAAACUAACGGGAAAACAUGUCUGAAGUGCGAAAAUUCACAAAGCGGUUGAGCAGACCGGGGACGGCUGCGGAGCUCAGACAAAGUGUAUCAGAGGCGGUGAGGACGUCCAUUGCUGUGGAGCAGCCGAAGAUCAUCGAGCCACUGGACUAUGAAAAUGUGGUGUUCCAGAGGAAAGCUCAAAUACACAGUGAUCCACAGAGAGACCUGCUGCUGUGGCCAGCUGAUGAUGUAUCAGAGUGCCAGAUUGAACGGCAAAGGAGAACCAUAAUUUCUCCAGUUCCUCAAAAUGCAGAAAAUGAAGCUGAAAGCCUUUUCACCAAAGAGUGCAUUAAGAUGGACAACACAGUCUGGCACGUCAUCAACUAUAAUUACGAGGCUUACUCUGGAGAUUUCCGGAUGCUGCCCUGUAAAGGGAUGAAGACAGAGAAGCUUCCAAGCCAAGUGUUUGAGGUCGAUGAGGGAGAGGAGGACUCGUCGUCUCUGUGCUCUCAGAGAGGUGGGGUAAUGAAGCAGGGUUGGCUGCAGAAAGCCAACAUCAACAGCAGUCUGUCUGUCUCCAUGAAGGUGUUUAAAAGGAGAUAUUUCUACCUGUCUCAGCUUCCUGAUGGCUCCUAUAUACUGAAUUCAUACAAAGAUGAGAAAAAUUUCAAAGAAUCAAAAGGCUCUAUCUAUCUGGACUCCUGCAUAGAUGUGAUUCCGUCUCCUAAGAUGCGGCGCAAUGCAUUUGAGCUAAAGAUGGAAGAGCGAUAUAGUCACUAUCUGGCUGCGGACAGCGAGGCAGAGAUGGAGGAAUGGGUGAACACUCUGAAACAGGCCUUACUAAACACAACAGACGACCGAAGGAAUGGAACAGAACCCUCUGAAGGUUCUCUGGAUGACGACAGUAGCAGUCAGGGAAAGCCUGAUAACAUUGCAGAGAGCUUUGGACGAAGUCUUUAUCCAGAGCUUAUGAAGUAUGCCAGAGAAACAGAUCAGCUGAAUAGAAUGAACAGAAAUGAGGGCCGGCAGAAGAUCUUCACUCUUGAUCUUGACACACAGAAAUUAGAUUUCUCAGGUAUAGAGCCUGAUGUCAAGCCAUUUGAAGAGCGCUUUGGACGAAGAAUCAUGGUUAACUGUCACGACUUGACCUUUAGUCUGCAAGGAUGCGUCAGUGAGAAGACUGAUGGAGUCUUAUCCAACGUUGAGCCGUUCUUCAUUAUCCUAGCCUUGUUUGAUUUGUCCAAAGGCUGUAAGAUCUCUGCAGACUUCCAUGUUGACCUCAAUCCACCGUGUGUGAGAGAAAUGCUUCUAGAAAGUUCUCCCCAGACUCCCACUGAACAAGAAGCAGGAGACAGAAGUGAAAUGGUCAGGGUAAAUGGACACGGCCUGCCAGUUCUCCAGAGAGUCGCAGAGUCUCUUUUACGUUUCCCAGCUCAGGGGAUCUUCUCAGUUACCAACCCUCACAAAGACAUCUUCCUGCUGGCACGGGUGGAGAAGGUUUUACAGAAUGGAAUCACGCACUGUGCUGAGCCUUAUAUAAAGACCUCAGACAUGAGCAAGACAGUACAGAAGGUCCUGAAGACUGCCAAACAGACAUGUCAGCGGCUGGGCCAGUACCGAAUGCCCUUUGCUUGGGCUGCCAGACAGGUGUUUAAAGAUGCUCAAGGCACUUUAUACACGGAUGGGAAGUUCUCUCCACUCUACCGCCAAGACAGUAGCAAGAUAUCCACAGAAGAUCACAUCAAACUAAUGACAGAUCUCAAGAAACCAGAGAAGAACAAACAGCAGAUAAUCUCCGGACAAAUUAAUAUCACCGUUGAAUGUGUACCUCCAGAUCUGUCAAACUCUGUCACGUCCUCAUAUAUCGCGGUAAAGCCAUUUGAUGAGCAGUGUGAGAGGGUUUCUUUGGAAGUGGAAGAGUUUUACCCUGAAGAGGCCAAAUACAACCACCCAUUCACCAUCUACAAGAAUCAUCUCUAUGUCUAUCCUCAGCAGCUCAAAUACGACAAUCAAAAGAGCUUUGCCAAGGCCCGAAACAUCGCUGUGUGUGUCCAGUUCAAGGAUUCAGAUGAAGAGGUGGCUGGUCCCCUAAAGUGCAUCUAUGGCAAGCCAGGAGAGCCACUGUUCACCACCAGCGCAUUUGCUGCAGUUCUACAUCACAACCAGUGUCCAGAGUUUUAUGAUGAGAUUAAAAUCGAGCUUCCUGUUCACAUUCAUGAGAAGCAUCACAUUCUUUUCACCUUCUACCAUAUAAGCUGUGAGCUUAGUAGCAAGACCACCACCAAGAAGAGAGAUGCAGUGGAGACACUCGUGGGUUAUUCCUGGGCACCUUUACUUAAGGAUGGCAGAAUACAUUCAUCUGAAUUAAAUCUUCCUGUAUCUACAUAUUUACCUACUGGUUACAUGUAUGAAAAAAGCCAGGAGUCAAAGAAGUCCUCCCCGGACAUCAAAUGGGUUGACAACGGCAAAACGCUGUUUAAAGUGCGAACACAUGUAGCAUCAACAAUUUACACUCAGGAUUUGCACCUCCACAAUUUCUUCCAGCAUUGUCAGCUGAUGAGGUCAAUGUCACCAGGAAAUCUAGCUGAACUCGUCAAAUACCUAAAGUGCCUGCAUGCAGUAGAGACUCAGGUCAUCAUCAAGUUUCUGCCUACAGUUCUUGUUCAGCUCUUUGAAGUCCUCACAAUGGCAAACAAGGAGGGUCACGAUAUUGCUGUCAACUCUACACGUGUAAUAAUUCACAUUGUGUCUCAAUGUCACGAGGAAGGUCUGGAACAUUACCUGCGCUCCUUUCUUAAGUAUGUGUUUCGGACCAACAGCUCAAAUUCUGUGACAACUCAUGAAGUUUUAGCAGCGGCAGUGACUGCUAUACUCAAACAGACUGCAGAUUUCAACACAUGUAACAAACUACUUAAGUAUUCCUGGUUCUUCUUCGAAACUAUGGCUAAGUCAAUGGCACAGUACCUCCAGGAUGGCAAUCGAAUGAAAAUGCCCCGAGCACAAAGGUUUCCCGAAUCGUUCCAACAAGCUCUGCAGUCUAUGCUGUUGUCAAUCAUGCCACAUAUAACCAUCCGCUACGUGGAGAUUCCAGAGGAGGCCCGUUGUGUCAAUUUCAGCCUUGCCUGCUUCAUUAAGCGCUGCCUCACAUUUAUAAACAGAGGAUUUGCUUUCAGUCUGAUAAAUGACUACAUGUGUGGAUUCAGCCUUAAAGACCCAAAGGUGCUAACAGAGAUGAAAUUUGACUUCCUCAUGACUGUGUGCAACCAUGAGCACUACAUUCCUCUAAACCUGCCCAUGGCGUUCGGUCGAACCAAGUUGCAAAGAGUCCAGGAUUUUAUUUGGUAUGCGGCGGAGUGUUUCGGAGUCGUAGACCAGAGUUUGGAGUACAGCCUGACUGAGGAUUACUGUAAGAACCAUUUUCUGGUGGGUCUGCUUCUGCGAGAGGUGGCUGAUGGACUUCAGGGUUGCCCAGAGAUCAGGCAGCUGGCCGUGGCUGCACUAAAAAAUCUCAUGAUCAAACACUCCAUGGACGACAGGUACAACGCUUUUAAGAACCAGCAGGCCCGUAUUUGUCUGCUAUACCUGCCGUUAUUUGAGCUGCUGUACCAGAACCUCAGUCAGAUGAACAGCCCCAAGCAAAUCAGCAGAAAUGGCCUUGGCAUUCUGUACCUGGAUGAUUUAUCCUUGGCUGGUUCAGUGAACAGCCGCAGAAGCAGCGCCAUUAUUGAUAAGGAACCUAAUAGUGCUAUCACUAAAAAUGGACAGGUGAGGAGAUCCAUCUAUGGGGAUCCCGGUACACCAGACAUUAAUGGGUUACACAGGCGUGGCUCUGCAGUGAGCUCUCUGCCUGCCGUUGGCCAUCUGGGGCAGUAUGAGAUCAGAGGGCUGCUUUUGUGUUUCCUGCAUGUCAUAAGAACUUUGUCAGAUGAGACUCUGAUUGCCUACUGGUCAAGAAUCAAUGCUCAAGACAUCAUGAACUUCCUCAGUCUUCUAGAGAUCUGCAUAAUCCAGUUCCGCUAUGCGGGUAAACGUAACAUUAACCGUAACCAGGAACCCUGGGUGUCCAAACUUUUUUAUCCGGAGAGGAAAUCUCAGACCAUGCCAGUGAUGCGAACUCGAGGAAGCCAGAUGCAAGCAAAGCUGCAGGAGUUCAGCACUAUGGACACCUCGCUAACUUUGAACAUGGUUGGGUGUCCCACAGAAGCAGAGAUCAACCACCAGGCUUUGCUUGAAGGAAAUAUUUCGACAGAGGCCUGUCUUACUGUGCUUGACGUGCUCUCACUCUUCACUCAGAGCUUUAAGAAUCAGCUGCUGGAAAGUGACGGUCACAAUGCUCUAAUGACAAAAGUCUUUGACACAUACCUCACCUUACUGAAAGUUGGACAGUCGGAGGCAGCCAUCAAACACAUCUUUGCCUCCCUGCGAGCCUUCAUUAUUAAGUUCCAGGUUCCCCUCUUUAAGGGUCGCAUAACACUGUGUGGUUUGCUGUGCUAUGAGGUCCUGAAGUGCUGUAUGUCGAAACUAAGUGUCCUGCGUGGGGAAGCAUCUGCCCUCCUUUAUCUGCUCAUGAGGAACAAUUUUGAGUACACCAAGAAGAAAUGUUUCCUACGCAUGCACCUACAGAUUAUCAUCGCUGUGAGCCAACUUAUAGCUGAUGUGGUGCUUACAGGCAGCUCACGUUUUCAGGAGUCUCUGUCAAUAAUCAACAACUUUGCCAACAGUGAUAAACUCAUGAAGACAACAACAUUUCCCUUUGAAGUGAAAGGCCUUACAAUGCGAAUCCGUACGGUUCUGAUGGCUACCGCUCAGAUGCGUGAGCACGAAAAAGACCCAGAAAUGCUGCUGGACCUUCAGUACAGUCUCGCCCGUUCAUACGCCAGCACUCCUGAGCUCCGACGCACCUGGUUGGACAGCAUGGCGCGAGCUCACAACAAAAAUGGAGACUAUUCUGAGGCUGCUAUGUGUAACAUUCAUGUUGCUGCACUAGUAGCAGAGUAUUUGCACAGGAAAAGGCUAUUUCCAAGUGGACUGGCAGCAUUUAAAAGAAUCACGCUGAACAUUGAUGAAGAAGCUGCCAUGAAAGAAGAUGUUGGGAUGCAAGAUGUGUACUACACAGAGGACAUUCUGGUUGAACAGUUGGAGGUGUGUGUUGAAGGUCUUUGGAAAGCUGAGAGAUUUGAACUAAUAACACACAUCGCCAGGCUUAUCAUCCCUGUUUAUGAGAAACGCCACGAGUUCGAGAAACUGAGGAGGUUGUAUGACACACUGCAGCGAGCUUAUGCUAAGAUAUUAGAAGUCAUGCAGUCUGGCAGACGUCUACUGGGGACCUACUAUAGAGUUGCCUUUUAUGGACAGAGCUUCUUUGAAGAGGAGGAUGGUAAAGAAUACAUCUACAAGGAGCCAAAGAUCACAAGUCUUCCUGAAAUUUCCCAUCGUCUCAUUGGUCUCUAUGGAGAAAAGUUUGGAACCGAGAGUGUCAAAAUCAUCCAAGAUUCCAACAAAGUAAACCAGAAAGAUCUGGACCUAAAGUUUGCAUACAUUCAGGUAACGUUUGUAAAGCCCUACUUUGAUGAGAAAGAGCUGUUGGAGCGGAAGAUUGCAUUUGAAAAGUGCCACAACAUCAACCGUUUUGUCUUUGAGACACCGUACACACUCACUGGAAAAAAACAAGGAGGGGUGGAGGAACAAUGCAAGCGGAGAACAGUACUUACCACAACCAACACGUUUCCAUACGUGAAGAAACGCAUCGAAGUUGUGGCGGAAAAGCACGUAGAUCUGAAACCGAUUGAUGUGGCCAUAGAUGAGAUGAAAGAUCGAAGCACUGAGCUCACUAAGAUCUGCUCUAACCAAGAGGUCGACAUGAAACAGCUACAACUCAUACUCCAGGGCUGUGUUAGUGUCCAGGUGAAUGCAGGACCAAUGGCCUAUGCCAGAGCCUUCCUUGAUGAAUCCAAAUCCGGUCAAUCCAGCAAGAAAGUAAAAGAACUCAAGGAAAUAUUCAGGCAGUUUGUUAAGGCAUGCAGUAUGGCUCUGGAUAUUAAUGAAAGACUCAUUAAAGAGGACCAGUAUGAGUAUCAAGAGGGGCUAAAGGCUAACUUCAAAAGCAUGGUGAAAGAGCUGUCUGAUAUAAUCCAUGAACAGAUCUUUCAGGAGGAUAUGAUGUGUUCCCUGCUGCAGAACUCUGUUCACGUGUUCCGUGCUAUCAGUGGGACAUCCACCGACCUGGCCUAGCUGUUCCUCCUCAACUUUCUUAAAAAUUGAAUGUUAAGGCCUUUAGCGAACAUAACUUCAAUCUGCUAGAAUGUCAGCAUUUUUGAUGAGCUACUUUUUACUUGUGGACAGGUACUACAUGUUCAUGUUUUGCAUUUCUAUAGAUAUUGGUUUUGACAUUUUUUCUGACAUUGUAAAUUCACUGCAAUCGGAAGUACACUUACACAUACAGCACACCAAAGAUAAAAUGGCAGACGCUCUUAUCCAGAGCGACUUAUGGUGCAUUCAAACUUUAAAAAUGUUAUCAGUAUGUGUAUUUCUUUUUCUUAUGCAGGAAUGACAGGAAAAACAGGAAUGUAAAACUAUAAUUGUAAACUAUAAAAAAAGGCAAGCAGGACAUCAUAUGUGUUCUACAUAAUUUUUAUCGAACAAAUGCUUUUGUUUUAUUUGUUUACCUUUAUUUAUGUUGUUACGUGGUGCAUAAGCCAUGUUGUUUAGCCUCAUUACUAGGCGAAUUAAGUUGGCAUUUUAAGAGGUCAGUUUUUUUUAUGAAAUAAAAUUGUGUAAUUGAAAUAUUUGACAUAA